AUGCCAAUCGAUCUAUCAUCAACAACAAAAAAUCCAUUAGACUUUUGGAAGCGUCAUUCGAAAAAGUUUCCUUUAUUAUGUAAAUUAGCGAAACGUAUUUAUUCAAUACCUGCAACGUUAUGCAAUGUAGAACGUGAAUUUUCGAGUGCUGGGCUGAUUAUAAAUCAACGAAGGACAAAUAUCAAUCCUGAACAAAUCGAAAACAUUCUAUUUAUAAGAUCAGUACAAAAACUGCAGUUUCUUUUUAUAAGUGUAUCAUUUUUAUAA
This is a messenger RNA of Rotaria socialis, 267 nucleotides long. The record is from the annotation of a GenBank genome assembly. Lineage: Eukaryota; Metazoa; Rotifera; Eurotatoria; Philodinida; Philodinidae.